AUGAGUAAAGAGUUCGAAUUAACACUUAUUGGUGCGAACCAGUUAGAAAUCUCUGAUGUUGUUGCACACUCCUCUGACCCGUAUGUCAAAUUUGAGACCUCUGGCACCAAAAAGCAGAAGACCAAAAUAAUCAAUGCGAACAUCAACCCAUAUUGGAACCAAAGAUUCGACAUUAAAGCCAACUUUGGAGAAGAGAUUAAGUUUGAGAUAUACGACCAUGAUGUCAUUGGAAAGGACGACAAGAUUGGGACAACAUCUUUUGUUGUGCCACAAAUGGACAAUCAAGAGUUCUAUUAUGAUGUUCUUCCCGUUUCUAAAAAGGGAUAUUUAUACAUCUGCUUAAAAUGCACUAAAGGAGGUGUUCCCUUCAAGAGACCAAUUACUUCAGCUGAUGAAUGUGUCUUGUUCUUUUCCAAAAUUUCAUUUGUCUGUGAGAUCCAACCACGCCUAGCAACAUUGGAACUGAAAAUAGAAGGAAAGAAAGACCAGGAAACACUUGCUUUUAACUUGUGCACUUGUAUGAUUUCUGAAGGAUUCUAUGUCAAGUGCAAACCAAACGACAAGAUAACCUUCAAAUUGAACCAAGUUGGUCUGUUCAGUGAUUCUGGAAUUUCAUCAGCUAAAUACAUUGUGCCAGACUUCAGAGAAAAGGAAGACGAGACUGAAAGACUUCCAUUAAAAAAGAUUGGCUCAAUGAACUUUAAAGUCACAUGUGUCAGAAGUGUCUAUCACAGCGCAUUCCCUAAUCAAAUUCCACAAAAGGAAGAUAUGGGCCUUGCACAAGUGAGUAAGAUCUACAUUUACAUAGAGAAGGCGGUUGGAAUCAAAGCUAAAGAUAUUGGAGGAACAAGUGAUGCUUAUGUCAAGAUGAAAACAUCGACAGGCAAAGAAAAGAAGACUUAUAUUGCACCGCCCUCUGUUAAUCCAGUUUGGGCUAAAAACAUUAAGACCAAAGUGCAAAUGGGCGAAGAAAUUACUUUCAAAUUGUUUGAUCAUGAUAUAAUUGGAAAAGAUGAUAGCUUGGGAGAUGCCAAGCUUCAUAUCACUGAAAUGAAUGGCUCAUGGAAAAAAGCUACUUUGGACAUCUCAAAGAAAGGAAAGUUAUACAUCGAAUACAAGUGGGUCAGAGGUAUCUCUGGAAUGUAUCACGCUAUUACUCAUGGUGGUCCUAUGCCUAUGGCACAACCUAUGUAUCCUCAACAACCUCCUAUGGGUCAAUACCCUCCUAUGGGAUAUCCUCCUCAACAACAAUUCCCUCAACAACCAAUGGGUCAAUAUCCACCUAUGGGAUACCCACAACAACAACCACCAAUGGGGCAGUAUCCACCUCAAGGUUAUCCUCCUCAACAAUACCCUCCACAACAACCUAUGGGUCAAUACCCUCCUCAAGGUUAUCCAAUGCAACAACCACCAAUGGGUCAAUACCCACCACAAGGCUAUCCUCCACAGCAAUUCCCUCCACAAAAAUAA
Entamoeba invadens IP1 is the source of this 1470-nucleotide messenger RNA. RefSeq lists its product as hypothetical. The coding region runs from base 1 to 1470 and encodes 489 amino acids. The record is from RefSeq and is a predicted model, not a curated record. Gene Ontology annotation, biological process: positive regulation of gene expression. Lineage: Eukaryota; Evosea; Mastigamoebida; Endamoebidae. The transcript has a single exon.